This is a messenger RNA of Emericellopsis atlantica, 995 nucleotides long. Its product is annotated as EAP30/Vps36 family-domain-containing protein. The record is from RefSeq and is a predicted model, not a curated record. Bases 175 to 969 code for a protein of 264 amino acids. NCBI's taxonomy places the organism in Eukaryota, Fungi, Ascomycota, Sordariomycetes, Hypocreales, Bionectriaceae. The transcript has a single exon. Gene Ontology annotation, biological process: protein transport to vacuole involved in ubiquitin-dependent protein catabolic process via the multivesicular body sorting pathway. Gene Ontology annotation, cellular component: ESCRT II complex.
GUCAAUGCCCAUGUUCGCGCUAUACAUAUAGAACUCACUGUUAAGAACACAUGGUGAUCAACCCCACCAUCGUCAUCGCCGGCGCUCCCUCACUCACCAUACAUCACCAUGCUGUCCUCCUCCAUCGAACAUUGGACAUACCACAUGACGCCUUAACUCGGGCGAGGAUAGACCAUGUCACGCAAGGGCGUCGGAAUCGGGGCAUUCGACCGCUCGCGGCUCACCUCCCGCCAAUUCGCCUCGCACGGCUCGUCCCUGCGCGCCUCCAACACCGAAGCCCUCACCACACAACUCACCGUCUUCCGGUCCCUCCUCCAGCAAUUCGCCCAGACACACGCCAAGGACAUCCGCUCCGACCCUGCCUUCCGCGCACAGUUUGCGCGCAUGUGCACGGCGAUCGGCGUCGACCCGCUUGCCUCCUCGUCGUCGUCCUCAUCCGGGGCAGGCGGUGGACUGUGGGCGCAGCUGCUUGGCGGCAGUGUCAACGAUUUUUACUUUGAACUAGCGGUGCGGGUCGUGGAGGUCUGCAGUCGGACGCGAGGAGAGAAUGGUGGGCUGAUAGGGUUAAAGGAACUCACGGAGAGGGUAUCACAGGGGAGAAUGGAGGGCAGCACCGAAAUUUCGGCCGACGACGUCAAGAGGGCGGUCGAGACGCUCAAGCCUUUGGGUGGAAGCUACGCGAUCAUCAGCGUCGGACACAAGGAGUAUGUGAGGAGUGUCCCAAGAGAGCUCAGCAACGACCAGGCCUCGGUGGUGGAGGCGGCACAAGUGCUGGGGUACGUGAGUGUCAGCAUGUUGCGGGAUAACCUAGGCUGGGAAAAGGCUCGAUGCCAAACAGUGAUAGACGACCUCAUGUCGGAAGGCAUGCUGUGGGUGGACAAACAGACCAGAGGCGAGUGGGAGUAUUGGAGUCCGACUUCGAUGAUGGACACAGAGGGCGUGAUGGAGCCUGCCAUAGAAGGAGGAUAGGUGACGUGAACAUGAUCAAAAAAACA